Molecule: messenger RNA, 507 nt
Organism: Symbiodinium natans
Lineage: Eukaryota; Dinophyceae; Suessiales; Symbiodiniaceae
Source: the annotation of a GenBank genome assembly
AUGCAGCGUGUCACCGGCUUCCACCACGGCUUCUGCUACAUGCCGAACGGCUUCACCUCCCUUCCAAACAAGGGCUAUGGCAGUGUGAACUGUGUCAACACCAGCACGGCGCACGCGUUUGAGAAUGCAAUCCGCAAUCGCAUGCUCACCGCCGCGGCUGGGGGCUCGCAGAGAGUGGACAUCGUACACUUGCCUGUGCAGGGCGUGCAGGUGAACGUGGAGAAGUGGUGUGGAGGCCGCAUGCAGCAGGCAAACGAGAAGCCGAUGGUGUCUCCAGAGGUGGUCUCCGCCUUGAUGGCAAGGGAGCAAACAGAUCGCACGACAUCCCACCCCGCGCUGCCCAGCUCGGGGGACCAAGCGACGAGAGCCCAGCGUGCGGGCACCAUGGCCUUGAAGAAGGCGAGGGCCAUGAUGCCAGCUGUGGAUCUUCAGCCCACGGUUCCAAACGUCCGCCCUCGACGCGGGCGGCGGAUCCCAAGGUCCUCGACGCGGCCUGAGAAACGAUGA